UGCUUUCGGGCUCCCCACCACUGAUUUUCUACCCCUUCUACCAUGUUUUUUACUACUGCGCAAGCGUACAAGAACACAUGAAGAGCAUCUAAGGAACUCUCUUCUCAGUCCGACUAUACAGUUCGCUAAUCCACACGACGCACCGUAAACAUCUUAUGGUAUUUAAAGUUAUAAAAAAGUAUGAACUUUAUUUAUUAACAUUAUCGUAAUUAUUUAAAUUAAGUAUAUAUGAUGAAUUUAUUUAUUUGAAAAAUAAAAAAGUAAUUAAGUAUUCAAUUGGAAUAGUUAUAUUUGUUCUAACAUUGAAAACAACAUCAAAAUAUGAAAUGUUUUUUGUGAUGACUCCAAAAAUGGAAGAAAACAAAACAUUCAACAUUUAUUUAGCAACUGAAUUAAAGGUAUUGAACAUUGCUUACCUUCCUGGAUGGACUGCAGAAGAUUUGUGCAUAGCGGUAUGCAAACAAAUUGGUAUAGGUCCAGUUGCUCGACAUUUAUUUGCACUACGAAAUAAAUCUAACCGGCUUUGGUUUUCUCCAGCUUAUAGAUUUGAAGUUCAAGAGAAAAUUAAAUUAGAAUUCCGAUUACGAUUUAAACCUGCUAAUCUUCAAAGACUGAAAUCUAUUGAUUAUAUUGCUUAUAAUUAUUAUUUUCAUCAAGCACGCUGUGAUGUUUUAGAUAACAAAGUACCAGAUAUCAUUUAUGAAAAACAUAAACGGGAACUGAUUGGUUUAGGUGUUAGUGACAUGUACAGGGUUAUGUUAGAAAAAGAUGUGCCACAAGAAAUUGUUGAGUCAGAUUAUAAAAAAUAUAUACCGAAAGAAUGUAUAAAAAGGCAUUCAUUCUUUAUCAAAAAACCUAUACAUAAUGCCUUAGCCAGAAUAUCAGGUCAUGAUGCCUCUUAUGUUAAAGAACAAUACCUCAACCAAUUUCAAAGUAUGGCACCCAAUUAUCCAUGUGAAGAGUAUAAAGCGUUUAUGGAUAAAGGUAACCCUAAUCCACCUUCUCGUGUUUUGCUAAGAAUCACUGCAUUAGAAGUCAAGUAUUGUGAAACCGAUGCCAAUAGUCAGUGGACACUACUUUGUGCUAUAGAAGAUUUAUGCUUUAUUUCCGUAAGGCAAGACAAUACAAUUGAAAUAUCACGAAAAAAUGGAAUACCAUCAUACUUGAAAUUUCCAACAAACUUUAUAUUGAUGUCAUUUGUAUCUGCACUGGACGGAUAUUAUAGAUUAGCUGUUAAAUGGAAUUUUAAUUUAUGCCGAGAUGUUGUUACGCCUAGUAUUGAAAAGUUACAUCGGUUAAGAUGUCAUGGACCAGUUGGAGGCGAGUUUUCUUAUUCAAAACUUGAUGGAAAACGAUCCAACUAUCCUGGGACAUAUAUUUUACGAGAAUGUGAAUCAAAAUAUAAUGUUUUUUAUCUCGAUUCCUGUGGGAAAGAUAAUAAACCACGUACAUAUAAAAUCGAACAAAUUGGCACAGAAAACUUCAUUUUAUUUGGUUCGAUGAAUGUAUACAAAUCAAUACCACAAUUAAUCCAUUCUCAUCAAGAUCCUGCAAAAUCGUUAUAUUUAGCUGAAUGUUUACCUCCGUCAGAAUAUGAUAAGUCACCUCUUUUGAUAUGUGCUUUGGAUGGUAUGGGAAGUGAUGUGACAGCAGAUGACGAGAUAGUGACAGAGUUAUUAGAAGGUGGACCACGAUGUAUUCCACCGCAACAACUACAAGUAUAUAAAGCACAGCCCUUUGUAGAACAUAAUGUAGAUUUUAUUAAGGGAAAUUUUCUCCAAUCUCCAACAAUUGUCUAUCGAGCAAUGUGGAGAGUGGCUAAAGGUAAAAAACUAGAAGCUGCGAUGAAAGUAUUAAGAGACGAAGAAUGGAAAUAUACAAGAGAAUUCUUAGACUUGGCUGGUAAAUGGGGUCAAUUACGAUCAGGCGCGCUUGUUAGAUUAUAUGGAAUAACAGUCGCGCCAGCAAUUGGAAUGUUGAUGGAACUUGUUAAAUACGGUCCUUUGGAUGUUUAUCUUCAAAAUAAUUCGCAAACUAUUAAAACCGUUGACAUGGUAGAAGCAUCAGCUUGUUUAGCAACCGCUGUGUGGCAUCUGGAAGAAAAUGGCGUGGUUCAUGGAAAUAUACGAUGUCGUAAAUUAUUGGUUCAUGCACACACGGAUAAUAGUUUUAUUGUCAAACUUGCUGAUCCAGGUCUUUUUAGCUAUACACAAGCUGACAUCCAUUGGUUACCACCUGAGUAUUAUGAUAACUUAGAAAUGGCUAAAAAAAAUACAAGUGCUGAUGUAUGGGCUCUAGGUACAACAUUGUGGCAGAUAUUCUCUCGUGGUGCUAUACUUCCUACUCAUCAAGAUGUUAAUAUCAUGAAAAAAUUUUAUACUAGUGGAAAACGAUUGCCAAUACCCAAUGGUUGUCCUAUGGAAGUCUAUCAGCUGAUGUUGGAAUGUUGGGGAGAACCAAAUGGACCUAGGAAACAGCCUCAAGCAAUAAUGCGUGAUAUAAAUCAAAUACUCUAUCAAGUUUAUAAUUCUCGACGAACUCAUACAUAUGCUACGGCCUUCCCAAAAUUAUUUAACGAUAAAGAAGCUAAUAAUGAUGAUGGCCAUGAAAUGAUAGAUAAUAAUUCUUCAUCAGAUAGUGAAUCAAGGGCUAGUAGUCUUUUUACUGAUCGCACAAGCCUACCUUGGGAUGAUUUAGAUGAUGGUGGUGCAAAAUUAAUUCAAUUUACUGACAAUGAAGCGGAAGAAGAAUUGUCCGCUUAUUUAGGAUGGUUGGCUGAGAAUACAAGUCAUAACAAUCGCCGUGACGAAUCACUUCAUGAAGUCAAUAAUUUUAAUGAAACAAACAGUCAUAGCGGUGAUCCGUUGAGACAAAUGCAGGGUAUUUACGAAUUGGACGCUGACUGUAAUGUUAUUUUUCAAGGAAAAAUUGGACAGGGUUUUUAUGGCGAGGUUUAUCGAGGAAUUCUCGAGAAAAACAAUACAAAAGAUGCUGAACCACAACAAGUAGCCAUUAAAAAACUGAAAACGAAAGCAUUAGAAGCAGAUUUGCGGGAUUUUGAAAGAGAAAUUGCCAUUAUGAAGACUUUAAAGCAUCCAAAUGUCGUCGAAAUUCUCGGAGUCAUUUCGGAACCAGAGAUUUGUUUAGUAAUGGAAUUUAUUCAACAUGGUUCUUUACAAAGUUACCUAGCGAUACAUCGAGAAAGUCUUACCCAUAAACGACUUUUAAGUAUUGCUCUUGACAUUGCAACUGGCAUGGAUUAUUUAGGCAGUAAAAGUAUAGUUCAUCGAGAUCUUGCAGCUAGAAAUAUCCUCGUUGCAAAUGAUGCAAGAGUUAAGAUCAGUGAUUUUGGAUUGGCACAAGUCACUGAAAAUAAUGAUUACUAUAUUCUACAAACAAACCGUGAUUUACCGAUAAAAUGGUAUGCACCAGAAAGUUUAAGAGAUGGAAAGUUUUCAUCAAGAUCCGAUGUUUGGUCGUUUGGAGUAACAAUGUAUGAAACAUUUGGACUCGGUGAAGAUCCAAAACUUCCUGGUGUUGGAUGGGAACGGAAUGGUGAUGGUAAAGAAGAAGGUAGUGCCGAAUUGUUAGCUGCUUUAGAACGAGGAAGUCGACUACCUUGUCCACCUAAUUGCCCUCAAACUGUUUAUGUUAAACUAAUGUAUCCAUGUUGGCAUUUAGAAAGUCACCAAAGGCCAGAUUUUGCAACACUCUGUAAUGAUAUUCGCGAUUUAAUUAAUCAAUAUUAAAUUAUAUUCAUACUGAGAAUAUCAUUAAUGUAUAUAGAUUGAAUGAGUUGAAUCAUUCACCUGUUUUAUAUUUAUAUAUAAUAAAUUAUGUACCAUUUUUUGUAUAGAUAUGUAUGUAUUUAAACAUUUUAAGACUAGUAACUGACUUUUAUUCUUAAUAUCA
Molecule: messenger RNA, 3912 nt
Organism: Chelonus insularis
Lineage: Eukaryota; Metazoa; Arthropoda; Insecta; Hymenoptera; Braconidae
Gene: hop
Product: tyrosine-protein kinase hopscotch
Exons: 12
Coding region: 327-3749 (1140 amino acids)
Biological process (GO): intracellular signal transduction; cell surface receptor signaling pathway via JAK-STAT; protein phosphorylation
Cellular component (GO): cytoskeleton; cytosol
Molecular function (GO): cytokine receptor binding; non-membrane spanning protein tyrosine kinase activity; ATP binding
Source: RefSeq, a predicted model, not a curated record